Penicillium coprophilum is the source of this 1632-nucleotide messenger RNA. Its product is annotated as cytochrome P450. The transcript is spliced from 3 exons. NCBI's taxonomy places the organism in Eukaryota, Fungi, Ascomycota, Eurotiomycetes, Eurotiales, Aspergillaceae. Bases 1 to 1632 code for a protein of 543 amino acids. Gene Ontology annotation, molecular function: iron ion binding; monooxygenase activity; oxidoreductase activity, acting on paired donors, with incorporation or reduction of molecular oxygen. The record is from RefSeq and is a predicted model, not a curated record.
AUGGGACUCAUCAGCGAUAACUUCACCAUUCUCUAUCUCGGCCUCGCCGCCGGGAUAUACUUCAAGCCGGAGUAUGCUAUUUUCAAUUCCAGAAUUGUGACGGCUGUUGUUCUUUUCGGGAUCAUCGCUGUGUCGAGGACGAUAUAUCAGCUAGUGUUGUAUCCCAACUACUUCACUCCAUUGAAACACAUUGACUCGCCGGCAGAUCGAAGCUGGCUCACCGGCAAUUCUCCGAAUUUCUUGCUUGAGACCCCCUAUCCACAGCUACGGGAGCGGGUCAAGGAGAGACCCAAUCAAGACCUACUUCGGUACUAUAUUGUCGGAAACCUCGAAAGAGUGAUUUUGACAAGUCCGAAGGCAUUGGGUGAGCUGCUUGUCACAAAAGUUUACGACUUUCAGAAACCCGAAUUGGUUCGGCAGAGUUUGCGGCGCAUUACAGGUGAUGGAGUCCUACUUGCCGAAGGUGAAGAGCACAAGAUUCAACGCAAGAAUCUCAUGCCAGCCUUUGCCUACCGCCACAUCAAGAACCUCUAUCCAGUCUUUUGGGGAAAAAGCGCAGAAAUGGUCAAGAUGAUCGAGGAAGACCUACAGAGCAGAAAGGCCAACGGAAAUAACGAUAACACAGUCCAAAUCAGUAACUGGGCCAGUCGAGCAACCCUGGACAUUAUCGGCGUCGCCGGUAUGGACCACGAUUUUGACUCUCUCCGAGACCCCGACAACACCCUCAAUCAAUCCUACCGCAAAAUCAUGUCCUCACCACCCCUCAUUAUGAAGAUUCUUUUUGUUAUAGGUAUGCUAUUCGGUAAUCCAGCAUGGGUCCACGCAUUACCGACGAAACGCAACAAAGAUAUCAAGGAGAGCGGCGAGGUCAUUCGCAAUGUCGCACGACAAAUGAUCCGACAGAAGAAGGCAAAAAUGGAAGACCCCAAAGCCGAAACCGGCAUUGACAUUAUCUCCGUUGCACUAAGCAGCGGCACCUUCGACGAAGAGAACCUCGUCGACCAAUCCAUGACCUUCCUAGGCGCAGGCCACGAGACAACCGCCACGGCACUACAAUGGGCCGUUUACGCACUCUGCAAGAACCCCAGCGUCCAGACACGUCUGCGAGAUGAAAUCCGCACCAAUCUCCCCUCUCUCGACGACCCGACUGCAAUCUCUGCAGCUGCUGUCGAUAACCUGCCCUACCUGAACGCAGUGUGCAAUGAGGUCCUCCGCUUCCACCCCUCUGUGCCUAUGACUAUACGCAAGGCGGUUCGUGACACGACUCUUGCUGGCGCGCAUAUUCCCAAGGACACGACAUUGAUCCUCGCUCCGCAAAUCUUGAACCGGAUGGAAGAGCUGUGGGGGCCAGACGCGGACGAGUUCAACCCGGACCGCUUCAUGGGUCCUGGUAAGGCCAAUACCGGCGGUGCGGUCAGCAACUAUGCAUUUUUAACUUUCUUGCACGGUCCGCGUAGCUGUAUCGGGCAGGGCUUUGCAAAAUCGGAGCUUGCCUGCUUGAUUGCUGCUACCGUCGGUCGAUUUCACAUGGAGUUGAAGUUUCCGGAUGCCAAGUUGGAGAUCCGGGAGGGAGCUACCGUUUCACCUAAAGAUGGAGUACUGGCCUUGCUUACACCAUUGGAGGGGUGGUAG